Hyaena hyaena (striped hyena) is the source of this 1606-nucleotide messenger RNA. RefSeq names its product NK3 homeobox 1 (gene NKX3-1). Gene Ontology annotation, molecular function: DNA-binding transcription factor activity, RNA polymerase II-specific; RNA polymerase II cis-regulatory region sequence-specific DNA binding. NCBI's taxonomy places the organism in Eukaryota, Metazoa, Chordata, Mammalia, Carnivora, Hyaenidae. Gene Ontology annotation, biological process: cell differentiation; regulation of transcription by RNA polymerase II. Gene Ontology annotation, cellular component: nucleus. The record is from RefSeq and is a predicted model, not a curated record. The transcript is spliced from 2 exons. Bases 59 to 754 code for a protein of 231 amino acids.
GUGGUGCGGACGCGGCGGACGCAGCUGACGCCGCCAGGGCUGCAGCAGAGCCGCCGGGAUGCUCAGGGUUCCGGAGCCGCGGCCCAGAGAGGCGGGGGCGGCCAGCCAGUCCAAGCCGCUCACCUCCUUCUUCAUCCAGGACAUCCUGCGGGACGGCGCGGAGCGGCGCGGCGGCCACACCGGCAACCCGCAGCCCCCGUGCCCGCCGGACCCGCGGCGAGACCUGGAGCGGGAGCCCGAGGGAGGAAGAGGCGGCGCCGGGGCGCCCGAGGACCCGUGGAGCGCCCGGCCGCGCGCUGCGCAGGAGGCCGACAAGCCGGCAGCGAGCGAGCCAGAUGGACACUUUGAGACUUAUCUGUUGGACUAUGAAAACAGUGCGGGCUCCUUACCAAGCCUUCCCCAAACCCCAAAGCAGCCACAGAAGCGAUCUCGAGCCGCCUUCUCCCACACUCAGGUCAUUGAGUUAGAGAGGAAGUUCAGCCACCAGAAGUAUCUAUCGGCUCCUGAAAGGGCUCAUCUGGCCAAGAACCUCAAGCUUACCGAGACCCAAGUGAAAAUAUGGUUUCAGAACAGACGCUAUAAGACCAAACGAAAGCAGCUCACCUCGGACCUGGGAGGCCUGGAGAAGCCCCCGUCCCUGCCGGCUCUGAAGGAGGAAGGCUUAUCCCAGGCCUCCCUCAUCUCUGUGUGUAACAGCUACCCUUACUACCCCUACCUGUACUGCUUGGGAGGCUGGAACCCGGCUUUCUGGUAAUGCCGGCUCAUGUGACAAUAACGAAUGAUCAAAAAAGACUGCCUGCCUUCCCCAGCUUGUCUCUCUGGAUGGCAAAAGGGACCAGGCUCAGGGAGGACAGAGGAGCAAGAGGGAUGCAGACUGAGAUUGCUGGAGGUUUGCAUGGACAUCCUAGAUUCUGCACUGGUGGGCUAGUGAAGGCACUGGGACAGUGACUGAUACCCAGAUAGCUCCCCAACACAUAAAAUGGGACAUUUUUGCUCUUAAAGACCUGUGUGAAGCAGGGAGGGAUAAAGCCUGGUGCUGUCUCUAGCACUUUCUGUGACUCCGUCCGAGCGGCCCCCAUCACUUCUGAGGAUGUCGGUUCACCUCCAUCCUCUUGUGUAACUCGGCGUCAGCCUGGAGGGAUGCAGACCCCGAGGGAAAAGGAUGGCCAAGAGGAAGGCGCCCCCUCCUGAGUCCUGAAUUACACUUAAGUCCAAAAACAUCUCGCUGGCCUUGGUUUACAACGAAGGUGUCUCCCUGUCCCUGUAAGAGGGUGGGAGACAGAGGCUCUCACAGAGAAACCGGCCACGCUCAGCACAGACCGGCGUGGGAUAUGGCGAUGGGUAGGAGGAGGUGGAAAGAUAAGCGUCUUCUUAUUUUUUAAGUAACACACCAAUCUAAGUAUUCACAGGGUGGCCCAGGUUAAACAGGAAGCACUCACCGUGGUUUUAGGACCAGCUGUAUAAAAUGAACUGUGCAGCAAGGGGUGGGCCAGGGCCAGAAGAAUCUCCUCAUGGCCAAGACAGCAGCCUGAGGAGGGCUCUCGGCUCGGCUACUGGGCGGCAUUACAGUUCUAUUAAUAAAGGUUAAAUAAAAGCUUCCUCUGGA